UUCGAGUAAAAGGAAAAAAGGCAACAUGGGAAAGAUCGCGUUCUUCGACUGCUCUGCGGGUGCCGCGGGGGACAUGAUAUUGGCCAGCCUUAUCGACGCGGGCGCUCCAUUAGAUGCCAUCAAAGCAGGCUUGCUGACGAUUUCUGCAAUCCGAGGGGAAUGGGACAUUUACACCGAGCGAGUGUGGAAAGGCACGGGUUUGAUUGCCGCAACGAAAGUCCACGUGUCGUCUAUCCACCAGCAUGAUCCACUGCCAGCACCCCAGCAUGAUGUUGCUCAAGUGAAAGGUGCAUCACGCGAGAGUCGUCACGACGACCAUGACCAUGAUAACAGCAGCCACAGUCAUUCCCACGAUCACAGCCAUGACCAUUCUCAUGAUCACUCCCACAGCCACGACCACGAAGAGAAUCACGAUCACUCCUACAAACACCACAACGACGACUAUUCACACCAGGAUCAAGGUCACCAUCAUCACCACCAUCAUCAUAACGAUCAUCAUCACGAACAUCGCAAUUUCGAGACCAUAUCGAACAUGAUCGAUGGCAGCGGGCUGUCUCGUUGGGUGAAAGAGAACAGCAAGCGCGUAUUUCACUGUUUGGCCGAGGCGGAAGCGUCUGUGCAUGGCACGACCAUGGACAAGGUGCAUUUUCACGAAGUGGGCGCCAUCGACAGCCUCGUGGAUACGAUCGGGUCGGUUUUGGCCCUGGAACUGUUGGGCGUGGACCAAGUACACUGCUCGUUCCUUCCGUUUUCCAAAGGGUUUGUUCGAUGCUUGCAUGGCAUCAUGCCAGUGCCAGCCCCCGCCACGCUGCGCUUGUUCCACGGCAUUCCCAUGGGUCCUGCCCCCAAUGGGGCGGUGGGUGAGUUGGUGACGCCCACUGGAGCCAGUCUCAUGAAAGCACUGGCCAAGACGUUCGGGCAACCUCCUCCGUUUCUUCCGACGGCAUCGGGCUCUGGUGCUGGCACCAAGGACUUUCCGAACCAUGCCAACAUCGUUCGCGUCGUGAUCGGGACUCUGACGGACCCGAGCGCUACGGUGGUCAAUGCGCACUGGACGCCCAUGCCUUCUUCCACUACCGCAGCCCCUACUGACGCCACCAUCGAGAACGUCGCUGUCUUGGAAACCAACCUCGAUGACAUGAAUCCCCAGCUGUUUGGGCAUGUGCAAGGGCUGUUGCUGCAGCGGGGAGCGCUCGAUGUGUGGCUCCAACCCGCUCAAAUGAAGAAGAAUCGACCGGCGAUGGUGAUGAGGUGAGGACUCGCUUCUUUCAAAGUUGUGAUGUCUUGAUUGGAUGCAAAUGCAGUGUGCUCUGUGAGCCCCACCAAGUUGGCGACCUCUCCACCAUUAUCUUUCAAGAGACCUCCACUUUGGGCAUUCGACGCCAAUCCAUGGAUCGCAUCGUCCUUCGUCGCGAAAAGAUGGACAUUCCGUCGCAAUAUGGCAUCGCGUCUAUCAAGGUAACCAAUCUAACACCAAUAUGCCAACCUCCUUAGUAUUGAAAUCAAAUAGAUUGGGUACUUGAACGGGCGCGUUGUGAAUGUCCAACCGGAAUACGAAGACUGCAAAGUGAACCAACACUCUUAUUCAUCACAUGUAUGAUGUAUUCAGGGGAUUUUGUACAUAGACAUUGGCCCUGGCUUCGAACGUUCCUCUCAAGAACGUCUUGGCGACGAUUACCUCUUGCGCAAUGGACAUAAUCGGAGCAUCGUCAAAGCAGGAUGGACAUGUGAACGUGCAGCCGUAGCUACUGUAUUAAUACUAUUAAUAUAGUAAAUAGUACCUAGUA
Messenger RNA from Aphanomyces astaci, 1787 nucleotides. RefSeq lists its product as hypothetical. The record is from RefSeq and is a predicted model, not a curated record. Bases 26 to 1255 code for a protein of 409 amino acids. NCBI's taxonomy places the organism in Eukaryota, Oomycota, Saprolegniomycetes, Saprolegniales, Verrucalvaceae. The transcript has 8 exons.